Messenger RNA from Cylindrotheca closterium, 930 nucleotides. Lineage: Eukaryota; Bacillariophyta; Bacillariophyceae; Bacillariales; Bacillariaceae. The record is from the annotation of a GenBank genome assembly.
AUGAGUUCUUCUACCACCACCAACAUGAUCCAAGAGUCAGGAACCGGAAACCUGCCCAUGCGCAAGCGUAAAGACUUGGAAGGAGACGCUGAAGAGGAAAGGCCGGCCAAGAAGAGUUACAUGUCCAAGGCUCGUGAAAUCCGUUUGGAACAAAACCGAAAAGCAGCCAGGGAAUCGCGUCGCCGCAAGAAGAACAUGCUUGAAGAGUUGCAACGCAGCGUCAUCUUCUUUUCAAGAGCCAACGGUACUUUGAAGCAACAGAAUGAAGAACUAACAAGACUCUUGGUCCAAGCCCAAACUCGAGUCUCUUCUAUCGAGUCGUCCACCAACGACAGCAAUAACAAGUCAAACGGAAAUCGUUCUGCCGAAGCACCAGUCCAAGAACCCCGUGAGCCCGCAGCAGAGCAACAGAACACCACCAUGGAGCAAUCUGAGGCUCGAGCUGUUGCCGCUCAAGCCAUCUACGAAAGCAAGGGCUUUCCUGCUGCUGCUGCACGGGCCACUGCGCAAUCUGUCAAUGGAACUGUCGAAGGGGAACUUUCCAAAGAGGGUCUUCCACAAAUGCAACCAGGAGCCACCAUGCAAGCCAUGGCUAACUUUCAACAAGCUGCUACUGCUGCCAUGCAAGCAGCCGCCCAUGGUAUGCAUGGAAACGGCGCUAUUCAAACGAUUGCCACACAACAUGCUCCUGGUGUAAGAGGACCUCAACAAGUAUUCAGUGAUACCAUGGCUGCUAUUGCUAUGCAACAGGCAGCAGCUGCCGCAGCUGCUAGCGGACAGCAAUUCUUGAGCAAUCCUUUCAUGGCCCCCAUGCUCGCGUGGCAAAACCACCAAGUGGCCGCUGCCAUGGUCCAAGCAGCUUCUCCCCAACCUCCUAUGACUCCCUCACAAAAUGCUGCUCCUCAAAUAUCAUCUCCCAGAUCGAAUUGA